Zychaea mexicana is the source of this 708-nucleotide messenger RNA. RefSeq lists its product as uncharacterized. The transcript has 4 exons. Bases 1 to 708 code for a protein of 235 amino acids. The record is from RefSeq and is a predicted model, not a curated record. Lineage: Eukaryota; Fungi; Mucoromycota; Mucoromycetes; Mucorales; Lichtheimiaceae.
AUGCUUACAAGAGCAAGAUGCUCAAGCGGCAUUGGUACAGACCAGUUGAAGUACUCGACAGUGCUAAAACAUUUGCACAUUAUCUUUUGGGAGGCCAACACAAGAAAUUCCACGUUGACGAUGGUCAUUAUGAAAGCAUUCAAGAAGGAAAUGCACCAAUACAUUCUUGAAUUAAUGCAUGAUGGACUGCUGUUAAAAGCAAAGAGAGAACGAGCAGUGUUCAGCACUUCAGAAGUAACACUCACAGUAUCGAAACGUAUUACAAAACGAUCUGACCGCAAUAAACCUUACAAAAUCAUGAUCUGUGCACUGGUGAAAGAUGUGCAGCUAUUCAAAGCAACAAAUACGCAAUCAGGAGGAUAUACAUUCACCUUACGACUCACCAUCCGCCACUUCAAAAACAAUAAACCGGAUGCAGCACCAGUGGUAAAAGUCAUCACUUCAGAUGCGACAACAAGUGUAGCUGUGGAUGCGCCCACACUGAUCAUGGCACACAGCAUUUGUCAAGAAGUCUUUGACACUGAGUUCCAUACAUGGUAUCAUUCUGAUACAAAGCAGCUUCGCAUCAAAAACGAGUUUCUCGAGAAGCUAGUAUUCGUAUCAGAAACCAAGAAUCACAAGAUGUCCGAACAACCAUUGACAUCAAACUCAGUCCCACAAAUAAUCAAACUGCUGUUCUAUGAAGCUGGCCUCUCAGGUAGAUAUUAA